Messenger RNA from Polistes dominula (European paper wasp), 2885 nucleotides. Its product is annotated as solute carrier family 53 member 1. Gene Ontology annotation, biological process: phosphate ion transport; cellular response to phosphate starvation. Lineage: Eukaryota; Metazoa; Arthropoda; Insecta; Hymenoptera; Vespidae. Gene Ontology annotation, cellular component: cytoplasm; plasma membrane; Golgi apparatus. Gene Ontology annotation, molecular function: inositol hexakisphosphate binding; phosphate transmembrane transporter activity. The record is from RefSeq and is a predicted model, not a curated record.
GUGAACAAUAGAUAGCAUAUUAAGUGGUGACGACAAUUCCAACAGUUUAGGACAAUUAGAGCAAAAUACAGCGUACAAAUUUCAAAAGAAGAUAUUUAAUACACAUGAUAAAAAACGGACAGAGAAGAUACUCGUUACUCAGGGUCUAAGAUUAAAGAUGUAACACGUGAAACGAAAAAAAAUUAAUACUUUAUAUUAUUAAUAAAGUCAAAAGUAAUAAGCCAAUCAACUGCGAGAAUAGUAGAACCGCGAAAAAUUAAAUCUACUAAUCAUAUUCAUAUUAUAAUAUAUAACCACAAAAACAAAAAUGAAGUUCGCUGAACAUCUAUCCGCUCAUAUUACUCCUGAGUGGCGUAAACAGUACAUAAGUUAUGAGGAAAUGAAAGCGAUGCUUUAUACAGCAGUGGAGGAAGCACCUUCUUCAGAAAGUGUAGAACCAGAAGUGAUACAAAGGCACUUUGCUUCCUUUGAUGAAGUAUUUUUCACAUUUUGUGAUCGUGAAUUAAAAAAGAUCAAUACUUUCUAUUCUGAAAAGUUAGCGGAAGCUACACGUAAAUACGCUGCAUUACUAAACGAAUUAAAAACAGCCUUAGAAUUACAGCAGGGCACUGGAAAAAAUAAAGGAAAAUCUAAUUCCAGAUUGCAUCUACCGACGAGAAAAUUACGAGAAUUGAAACUUGCAUUUUCAGAGUUUUAUCUUUCUCUCAUACUUUUGCAAAACUAUCAAAAUCUUAAUUAUACUGGCUUUCGUAAAAUUCUUAAAAAACACGACAAGUUAUUGUCUGUGGAGAGUGGAUCAAAAUGGAGAGUAGAAUGCGUAGAAAUAGCUCAUUUCUAUACUUCGAAAGAUAUAGACAAGCUUAUACAAGAAACAGAGGCAACUGUAACGAAUGAUCUUGAAGGUGGAGAUAGACAACGUGCUAUGAAAAGACUUCGUGUACCACCUCUUGGAGAACAUCAGAGCCCAUGGACUACUUUCAAAGUGGGAUUAUUUUCUGGAAGUUUUAUAAUUUUGUUUAUUACUGUUAUUCUCUCAGGAGUAUUUCAUGAAAGUGGAGAAAAUUUAAAAAUAGCCUUUCGUUUGUACAGAGGACCAAUGCUUAUCAUUGAAUUUUUAUUUCUAAUUGGCGUUAACGUUUAUGGUUGGAGAUCUUCUGGAGUAAAUCAUGUAUUAAUAUUUGAAUUAGAUCCACGAAAUCAUCUAUCCGAACAACAUCUUAUGGAAUUGUCGGCAGUCCUCGGAGUAGUAUGGGCAUUAAGUCUAUUAAGUUUCCUUUAUAGUGCUAGUCUCAGUAUUCCACCUUACGUAAAUCCCUUAGCUCUUGUUUGUCUUAUGUUGAUAUUUUUUCUCAAUCCAUUAAGAAUCUUCCAUCACGAAGCACGCUUUUGGUUACUGAAAAUCAUUGGUCGUGUUUUGGUGUCUCCAUUCGCGUAUGUUAAUUUCGCAGAUUUCUGGUUGGCCGAUCAAUUAAAUAGUUUAACUACUGCUUUAUUGGAUUUUCAAUUUUUAACAUGUUUUUACAUUACGAAUGGUAAUUGGUUCGAUGUAGGAAACACAAAACAAUGUACAUCAGGAUCUUUGAUCAUCAGACCUAUUGUUAAUUGUUUACCAGCUUGGUUUCGUUUUGCUCAAUGUUUACGAAGAUAUCGUGAUUCUAAAGAAGCAUUUCCACAUUUAGCAAAUGCUGGAAAAUAUUCUACUACCUUUCUAGUUGUUAUAACUAAUACUUUGUAUAAUUAUCAUCGAGAUGAAUAUUUUAAUCAAUGGGAAAAUCCAUGGUUAUGGUCGUGGGUAACAAGUUGCAUAGUUAAUUCAGUAUAUUCUUACACUUGGGAUUUAAAAAUGGAUUGGGGACUUUUGGAUAGUAACGCCGGUGAAAAUAAAUUUUUAAGAGAAGAAGUUGUCUAUUCUGCAGCGGGAUUUUAUUAUUUUGCGAUAAUAGAAGAUUUUAUAUUAAGAUUCAUAUGGGUUGCAAGUUUCAUUUUAGUACAGUGCAAAUAUAUUUCCAACGACAUGAUAACAUCUAUUGUUGCACCUCUUGAAGUAUUUAGGCGUUUUAUUUGGAAUUUCUUUCGAUUGGAGAACGAACACUUAAACAAUUGCGGUAAAUUUCGUGCGGUACGGGACAUUUCCAUAGCACCGAUCGAAAGUUCUGAUCAAACGCAAAUUCUUCGUAUGAUGGACGAUGAAAAUGGUGUAUUGAAUAGAGGUAAACGUAAAGGUGGUGGUAAAAAGCAAGGAAAUACGAAGGAAGAUAAAAGAGCGUUACUCAAAGAGGAAACUAUUGAUAUUGAUAUAUCGAAUGCUAGUUGAGAAUUACAUCAACGAGACUUAUAAAAAAACAAUCAAAAUAUACAUAUAUAUAUAUACAUAUAGUUGGAUAGAAUAUUGUGUAUGCAUCUAAGAGUAGUUAGAAUUUGACCAAGUUUUUUUCAACUUUAAAUAAUGAGGUAGUAUUAAUCGAAUUUAGUGUAAAAACCUUAUAUCUGUGGUAUAAUAGGUGUCCUGUAAUUUUUAUAUAGGACACCCUGUAUAAAUAACUUAUAGUUAGUGAUAACAAAAGUGAUGCGUGUUAUCUGGCUUUUGUAUUAUCUCUUGAAAGUACUCUCAUUCAUAAUGUAAAUAUUUAUUAGAAUAUGAUAUACUAUUUUUGAAUGGAGAGUCUUUCGUUACAUAAAAAUUUAUAAGGCUUUUAAGAACAUGAUGCAUUUAUAUUCAUUUUUCUUUGUAGUUUCCAUUUAGAGAGUAUGAUUUACUAUAUUUAUGUAUAUAAUGCAUAUAAGUAGCAUCAAAAUAUAAAUGCGUUAUUGUAUUAGUGCUAAAAAAAUGAGGCUCAUUCCAAAUUAGUGCGUUCCACGUCUUUUUUUUUUUCAUAUUAGUUAUA